This is a messenger RNA of Halteromyces radiatus, 1571 nucleotides long. RefSeq lists its product as uncharacterized. Lineage: Eukaryota; Fungi; Mucoromycota; Mucoromycetes; Mucorales; Cunninghamellaceae. The record is from RefSeq and is a predicted model, not a curated record. Bases 6 to 1505 code for a protein of 499 amino acids. The transcript is spliced from 4 exons.
UUUUAAUGGGAUUCAAUAAAGACCUGUUCAUUGAUGAAUUACCACUAGAUUUACUUUGUGGUAUCUGUUCAGAUGUCCUAUGUGAACCUAUCCAAGUCCAUUGUGGAGAAGAUCAUAUGUUCUGUGAAGGUUGUAUCUCUUUAUUUUUUACUGGAAAGGAAGAUAUACGUUGUCCUACUUGCAGUAUGCCUUUGAAUCGAAAUGCUUUCCAAUCAUCCAAGUUUGUAGAGCGUCAAUUGGGAAGACUUUCUAUCAAGUGUUUAUACCACAACUUGGGCUGUACCUGGACUGGAUCUUUGUCCUCUGAUCAUAUUCAAAAAUGUACUGUUUCAACUCGACCUUGCCUGAAUGCUGAAAAUGGAUGUCCUGAACAACUCAACGAAGCAAUGAUGUUAAUACAUGAAGACGAAUGCGACUAUUGUCUUAUGGAAUGUGAAUCUGCUAUGUGUUCUGCUGUAUUUCUUCGGAAAGAUCAAGAUCAACACAGUACUACUUGUCGAUCAUUUCCUUGUCACUAUGCUAAAAGUGGGUGCGCAUUCAUAGGUACACUUUCUGAACGUCAAGAUCACGUUAAAGGUUACUGCGGAAGGUUACAUCUCAAAAUAUCAUCUUUGGAGCAGGAAUGCCAACAAUUGAAACAACAAUUAGAAUUCAAGAAAUUAUUACAACCUGACAUCAUCAAUCAGCAAUCUCGAUCUACCACCACCUCUGCUUCCACUACCAGCAACAAUGAUGUCAUCACAUCACCACCAUCAUCAUCAUCUUCUGCUAUCAAUAAUCUACAUGAAAUGGAUUUCUCUUCACCCUUCAAUGAUCAAAUGCAAGGUAGUAAUUCAUUAGUGACCAUCCAUGAAGAUCAAGAUUUCAAUGUAACAUCUCUGAACAGCAGUCCCAAUAUCGACAAUAGAAUCAAUUCAAAUAUUACAUCGCUAACAACAUCAUCAACACUACCAAAACGGACACCCAAGGGAAAAAGAAUUCGUUAUAGCAAGAACACUAAAUUGGCUCAUGGUGCUCUAAGGGCAUCCAAGGUAUCAUCAUCACCUAGAGAAAGUGAACAAGAAUACUCUCCACAUUCAUCCAAUGAUAUGUUGACAUCAACGCCAGGGACACCACAAACUCCAACAACAAUGAUGGACAACAUAUCUUCACCAGUUGGGACACCGAUCAGUGAAGAUUUGACAAGAAAGAUGGAUACUCUAUCAACGUCUUCUCAACAUGCUAGUAGUCCCUUGUCUUUCAAUACACCUGAUGAUGUCGCCAACUUUUUUUACGCACUUGAUAGAUCUUCCUCCAUAUCACUCCAGCAACAACACUUGAUAUCAUCAUCAUCUGCCAAAUGCUCAACUACUGACAAGAACACAUCGUUAACAACAAAACAGCAUCAUUCACCUCUAUCUUCUCUCCCAACGCAUGGUGUAGAACAACCAGCAAUGGCUUCCACUGGAAAACCAAGUCAGAUGUUUGUCUUAGCCUCAUCUUACCUUUCAUCCAACUUCAAAUAGUCCCCUCUCAUACAACUUGUUUAUCCUUUAUUUUGUACAUAGCAUAGUUUUUUUUUUCUCAUUUAU